Messenger RNA from Phanerochaete carnosa HHB-10118-sp, 443 nucleotides. RefSeq lists its product as uncharacterized. Bases 7 to 366 code for a protein of 119 amino acids. Gene Ontology annotation, molecular function: glutamic-type endopeptidase activity. The transcript has a single exon. The record is from RefSeq and is a predicted model, not a curated record. Gene Ontology annotation, biological process: proteolysis. NCBI's taxonomy places the organism in Eukaryota, Fungi, Basidiomycota, Agaricomycetes, Polyporales, Phanerochaetaceae.
GUCACCAUGAUGGGCCUUAGCCCCUCGGCGGGCGAUGUCGUCACGAUAAGCGUCACCGCGACGACCGCGACGUCAGCCACGGUGGUCAUUACCAACGAGAGCACGAACCAGACGGUCUCCCAGGUCGUCACUACCGGCAAUCUGUGCAUGGAGGAGGCAGACUGGCUCGUAGAGGACUUCGAAGUGGACGGGUCCCUUACCACCUUAGCCGACUUUGACGAGAUCAAGUUCACUGAUGUAUCUGCCGGGACCGCCAGGGGUUCUCUCGACAUCUCUGGCGCGACCAUUUUGAACAUAGAGCAGAACGGCACUGUUCUUACUGCCGUCUCGUCCUCACGCUCGACCGUCGAUAUCGUCUACGUUUAAUGCGGCAGAAAGGAUGUAGGACUGGUAUUUAUUUAACACUGCUUGUAUUGCUGGAUGAAACACGCAAGAACUCUGAA